Magallana angulata is the source of this 8339-nucleotide messenger RNA. RefSeq names its product E3 ubiquitin-protein ligase HECW2-like. Gene Ontology annotation, biological process: regulation of dendrite morphogenesis. The record is from RefSeq and is a predicted model, not a curated record. Bases 285 to 5429 code for a protein of 1714 amino acids. NCBI's taxonomy places the organism in Eukaryota, Metazoa, Mollusca, Bivalvia, Ostreida, Ostreidae. The transcript has 29 exons. Gene Ontology annotation, molecular function: protein binding; ubiquitin-protein transferase activity.
UAUCCCAAAAUGCUUAGUUCAAUAUGUCAACAACAGGAAAAGGAUCUUAGCUAACGGAUGAAUUUGUAUUUUAUAAAGAUCAACUGUAGUGUGUUGUUUAUAUUUUUGAAACGGGAAAGUCUGAAAAUAAAAUGUUAAACUUCAAUGAAACGUAGAGAAUUUGAGGACAACAUCAAAUUUUGGACAUGGGUUGAUAGUGUUGCAGAGAGAUGAAUGGACUUUCCCCUCAAAUUGAAGAGAUAGAGAGAGUAUUUCAAUCUGAUUGAUAGAGGAGGUAGCUUGUAAUGGCAGAGGCCAAGUCCUCCAAAGGUCCUCUGUUUGGAGCAGCGGACGAUCUCUCCCUUCCCUCACCUCCCUCCCCACUCGCAAAGCAGUCAUUUGAGUACAGACAUGUGCGGGAACGAAGCAACAGUGAAUCUGAUCUGGCUGCAGAAUCUCCGGGAUUGCUUUCUUAUCUUGCUGUGGAUAAGAAUAUCCUUAACCUCAGUAAAAUAUGUAGUGUCAAGGUCAGCUGGGACAUUAAGGAAGAGAUUGGUGCAGACGAUUGGAUAGGACUUUACCAAUCAGGAGAGACAGAUCCAUCAAAGUUCCUGGACAUGAAGAAUCGGGGAGGAAAUGGUGGACAGACAGGGGAUCUCCAGUGGGAUUUGUCUGACAUCAUGCACAAUUUUACCACAGAUGAAACCAAGAUUUGCUUCAAGUACUACUUGGGCAGUAACCAGGACCUUGUGGCCACCAGCCCAUCGGUUAAAGUUGUGAAACCAGCUACCCCCAAGGAGGUGACAGAGAAGAAUGGAGUCAGCCCUCGAGAUAAUAACAGGAAGAUCAAACUCAAGAUCACAGAUAUUGAAGCAGUGAACUUAAAGAAGGGAAUGUUUUUCAACCCUGACCCUUACGUAAAGAUGUCAGUACUUCCAGGAAGAAUGUGUCCCCAGAUGAGUCACCAUGUAAAAGAUGUACGCACCAGUGUGUGUAGUUCUACCACCAAUCCUGCAUGGAGGGGCCAGACUUUUUCCUUUGAGUCCAUCCCCACCGAUAUCCUGGAUUUUGAGAUCAAGGAUAAGUUUUCCAAGAGUCGUCCCUCCAUCAACAGAUUCUUGGGGAAGGCCACACUGGCUGUACAGAGAGUGAUCGACAAAGUGGAUCAAGAGCCAGCUGAAUUCAGCCUUGACCUAAAUAAGAGGACUCCUACAGACAGUGUGAGUGGGACGCUGAAGUUUGAGGCCGAUGUCAUAGACCUGGAGUGUAGAUCUGCAUUACAAGAUGGCCUGAAGAACGGCAAAGGAGAAUUACAAGGCAAAACGUAUCAAGAAAAUGGAAACCUUGAAAAUGCAGAAGCUGUCUCUGAGAAUGGUUCUGUGUCCAAGGAUGACUUGAUAGAUGACCAGGAGGAUUCUGGGAUAUCUUUGACACAGUUGUUAAGGGACCGUAUCAGUGGUGAUAUUGAAGACAAUGAUAUAAACGAGACUGAAAGUGAAAAUGUUCAGAAUGGAAGUGACGAUAAUCAUGUACCAACAAUACCAGACAUAGUGUGCAAUUCUUCUGAGGAGACAGAGGAUACUCAGGCUGAGGAAUUAAAUCAGGGAGGAACAUGUGAUAUUAGUUCAGGAUUGUCAUCUUCAGUGCCAUCUAGUGGAGAAACUUCGAGUGGGUCUGAUGUUUCCCCUCAGACUGUGAAUGCAAAUGGUGAAACUUUACCAGAAAUUUUCAAUUGUGCCAAAAACAAGGAAGAAGUAACACCAGAAGUCUUAGAUUGCUCUUUAGACAGUGAGGUAAAUUUAGUGAUGAAUGAUUUACCUUCUAAGCCACCUGUGCUCCCCCCGAGGACAUACAAGGCUCCCCCCUUGCCCCCUCGUUAUAGGUCUAGUGAUGCCCCACCCAUACCACCUAGAACACCUGAACGGGGGGAAAGACCUCUGUUCCCAGGUAGUGGAGUGGGUGCAGUCCAAAUUCCACCAGAAACUGGGUCAGAGUCACCGUCAGAAACCCCUACCCCCAGGCCCCCCAGUGCUGAUAGUUCAAGGUCAUGUAAUACUUUAGAACCUCCACCCUUGCCACCCCGCACCUAUAGUCCAAUAACUGUUUCUCAAACUAGUUCCCAGCAACAGGGGUUAGAAACUGAAAUAGAGGAAGGAGAGACAACUAGUUUCAACAGUACGGAAAACUUGGAAACAUCUGGAGAAGGUCCAGAAGUAGCAAAACCAGCCAACACAGAUGAGGCGGAAAUCUCAACUCCAUUAGGAGAUACAAAUGAUGAAGUGGACGCAGGGAGGAGAUCCCGUCCAAAGACUACAAGAUCUGAUUCUGAUUUGCAUAAUAAACCUAGAUGUGUUGUGACUAAAUUACCAGCCAGGCAAAUGUCACAGAAUAACUCUGUGUUUUCACAGGUAGCGAAAACACCAGGAAUUGAAAGUGCAGUAUCUCCCAACCGAUUCAGGAAUUCAAGUCCAGUCAGUCGCUCUGUGGAAUGCAGUCCACGCACAAGUCCAAGUCCUUCUAUGCAAACUUCAUACAGUGAUUCGGUUGCCGAACAAAGGAAAUAUGCAAGUAGACACAGUAUUGCGGUACCCACUGAAAGGAACUUUAGAAAUAAUGAGAUGUUUGUUAAUACCCCCUUGAGGGCCCCCCUCGACAGGUCUACCAGUUCGGUAUCAGACUCUGGUACCCCACCCCGCAUAAUUCCAAGAAAUGCUCGCAGUCGUGUGUUAUCUGAAGAAGAGAAACAACAAAACCGUGAACAAAUCGUUCAGCAGCUACAACUAUGGACCCAGAAGCAAAAAGAGAAAACAAAGCCAGAUUCUGAGGAAGAUUCAGGUGCUGUGUUAUCAACUGAUGUUGGUUGUGAAAAUCAGACAACCAGUGAUAAACCAGAUAAACCGUUACCCCUGGUUACAGGGAGUGCCACGCCUAGCAACUCACCCAGACCACAGUCUAGUAAACCCUCUAGUGCCAAAGCCGGGGCUAGCCCUAAACCAGAAUCAAAUUCAAGGUCAUCGGUUUGGCAACUCAGGCAGUCAACCAACAAAUCGGAACCAAAGCCACCAGCCACUCCAUCUACACCAAAAGAGGGCAGUCAGUCCCCAUUACCCAAGCUCCCUGCCAGAAAGAGGUACCACCGUGUGGACCCACCCCCAGGGGACCAGCCCCUCCCCCCAGGCUGGGAGGCCCGUAUUGACAGCCAUGGUAGAAUAUUUUACAUAGACCACACGAAUAGGACCACCACCUGGCAGAAACCACAGAAUGGUCAGAGAACCAUCCAGCGGCGCCCCACCAUCAGCUCUGAGCAGCGCCAGCAGCUGGACAGAAGGUAUCAGAGUAUUCGUCGAACAAUCAACCAGCCUCGAUCUGAACAAGAAACGUCAGCAGAGAGUACUUCUUCAGGCGGUAGUGAUAACAGCCCCCAGACAUCAGCUCAGUCCAGGGUGCCUCUGCCUGUCACCUCCCCCCCACCCCCACAACAGCCCCCCACUGCUGACCCCAGCGACAACAGAGUCCCAGCUGUCAAGUUCCUCAUGCGUUCAGAUUUCCUGCCUCUUCUCCAGGGCAAUGAUAGAGCAAUGGCAGAAUAUAACAGAAAUGGAACACUGAAACACAUGAUUACAAAAAUAAGACGAGAUUUUCACAAUUUUGAAAGGUAUCAACAUAAUCGAGAUCUGGUAUGUUUUCUGAAUCACUUUGCGGACAACUCAAAGGAACUGCCAGCUAACUGGGAGAUGAAAUUUGACAGAGGGGGCAAGAUGUUUUUCAUCGACCACAAUUUGAAACUUACGACCUUUAUUGACCCUCGACUGCCGACAGACAUCCCACCUAUCAACACAGACUUCUUGCACACCUCAUUAAUAUUUCGUAACCGUGGGCGACGAGAGGGCAGCGACAGCCCUGUCAGAACAAGCCAGGCACCUAUGCCUCCCCCAAGGACUCAGCCCCCAGAGGAGCCUUCUGUCGUACCCACAGCGUACAAUGACAAAGUUGUCGCCUUCUUGCGACAGCCCAACAUUGGAGAAAUUCUUCAGGAAAAAUACUCUUCCUACAACAACAGUACCCGGUUAAAAGAGAAGAUCCACAAGAUCCGGGGGGAGGGGACAGAUGCCCUGGACCGCCUCAGUAAUGACGUUGACCUCAUCAUCCUGCUCAGUCUGUUUGAAAAUGAGAUUAUGUCGUAUGUGCCUCAGAACCUUCUACAAGCGAACCCUUUGGGGGAUUCCCCCGGGGAAACUCCUCAAGGAUCUCCCAACAUUCAGAGGUCCAACGUGCGAGUACAUGCUCCUUACAAAAGAGAUUUCCAGGCGAAGUUACGCAGCUUUUACAGGAAGCUAGAAAGCAAGGGCUAUGGACAGGGACCCUCAAAACUCAAACUGAUGGUGAGAAGAGAUCAUGUUUUAGAGGAUGCCUUUAAUAAAGUCAUGGGAAUCACAAAGAAAGAAAUGCUUAAGAAAAGCAAGCUGUACAUCACUUUUGUGGGAGAGGAAGGGUUGGACUAUGGUGGUCCAUCUCGAGAGUUCUUCUUCCUGCUGUCCCGUGAACUGUUCAAUCCUUACUAUGGACUGUUUGAAUAUUCUGCCAAUGAUACUUACACAGUCCAGAUUAGUCCAAUGUCCACAAUUGUCGAGGAUGCACAUGAAUGGUUCCGCUUCGCUGGCCGAGUGUUAGGCCUGGCAGUGGUUCACCAGUACUUGCUGGAUGCUUUCUUUACUCGACCCUUCUACAAAGCCCUACUCAGACUGCCGUGGUCAUUGACGGACGUGGAGACACUGGACGCAGAGUUCCACCAGAGUCUGCUGUGGAUCAAGGAGAAUGACAUCUCAGAGGUCGACAUGGACCUGACCUUCUCUGUCAAUGAGGAGGUGUUUGGACAGGUAACAGAGAGAGAACUGAAGCCCAAUGGUAAGGUGAUCCCAGUCAAUGAGAGGAACAAAAAGGAGUACAUAGAGAGGAUGUCCAAAUGGAGGCUGGAGCGGGGCGUGACUGAGCAGACCGAGAGCCUCAUCAGGGGAUUCCACGAGGUGAUAGACAGUCGACUGAUCUCCAUGUUUGAUGCCCGUGAGCUGGAGUUAGUGAUAGCAGGGACUGUGGAGAUAGAUGUGAAGGACUGGAGGAAGAACACAGAGUAUAGAUCAGGGUACCACGACCAGCAUCAAGUGAUUCAGUGGUUCUGGCAGGCCAUAGAGAAGUUUGACAAUGAGAGGAGACUCAGGCUACUGCAGUUUGUGACGGGCACCUCCAGCAUCCCAUAUGAGGGAUUCGCAGCUUUGAGAGGAAGCAAUGGACCCCGUAAAUUUUGUAUUGAAAAAUGGGGCAAAAUUAGCAGCCUUCCAAGAGCACACACAUGCUUUAAUCGACUGGAUUUACCAGCUUACACUACAUCUGAAAUGCUGUUUGAAAAGUUGGUCACAGCAGUGGAAGAAACAAGCACAUUUGGGAUUGAAUAAUCAAGGUCAUAAAAUGUGUCAAUGUGUUCAUUAAUUCCUGAGGACACAGAUCACUUGAUGGGCCUCUUGACCCCUAACAACACAUCUUUGUGCGUUACCAAUGUUCUUCUUUAUUUUUAUCAUACAAUCUUUUAUCAUUGAUGGACUAAUCAGUGAAUAUGAAAUAUUUUGGUGUAAAGCACAGUCCUUCAGUGUAAUGGCUUUUUAGCUUAAUAUAAUUUCUACAGUUUUUGGAAACUGUCGCAAAGCAUCUUAAAGACCAUGAGUUUUGGCCUCUAGUCAGUUUUUGUAUGUGAUAUGCCAAGUUAAGAAACCUAAUGAAGAUAUACAGGUGUAUUUGUUUCAAUGUUAACCUAAAAUUUAGGUUAUUUAUGAAAUGAUGCAUGCAGUGUUAGCAUAAUUUUGACUUUGUUUGAUUAAAAUGUAUAAAAUAACAUAUAUCUAUAACUACACUGUUCCUCUCCAAAAGUAUGCAGGUACAGUGCAUUUAUGUAAAUGAUGCUUAAAUAGUAUGUUUAUCGGAAUAUAUUUGGAAAAGCAUAAAGGAUGAUUUCCAACUGUAAAUGACAAAGUAUUACACUUGUUGGCAACUAACUGUCCUGAGUUGGCAUUAAUUAACAUAAUCAAAUAUUUAAUUAAGUGGUAAUUAAUGGUUGUGAUGAUGAUGAUGUCAUUGUGCAUCAGAUCUGAGUAUUUAUUAAUCAAAGUGACUUCUGAUUUUUUUUUUGUACCAGGUAUAUCAAACUGCUGUUUAUUUUCAUCAAUUUCAUGGAUUUUCAUUAAUUUACAAAAUGCCCGUAAACACUGUGAUGAUGCGGGUGAAAGUAAUUCAUGUACCUGUUUCUUCAAUACCUAAUCCUUUCUUUCAUUUUGGUAAAAAAUAUUUGUAAAUAAAGCAAUACACUGAGUGCAAUUUACCGAUAAUGAAACCAAAGUUGCAUAGACAUCAAGAUCCUUGUGCUUUACUUUCCUUAUUUGUUUCAGAAUAAAAAACAGCGAUACAACACUUCAAUGCAAAAAGCUCAGUGUUGUAGGAUGACGAAAACCCAGAUGAUAGUUGCUAUAAGCAUAGGUAUAUGGUGUAAGAAAGCUUUAUCAUUAUUCCAGAUUCUUUUGUACAAGAAAAUAGUGCAUACGGUUUUAUAUGUUUUUAUUUUAUAAUUAGUUUUUACACAAUAAGAACACCUAACAAUAUUAAGCUUUUAAAUGGUUACUUGCUUUAAAUCAGCCAAAUAAACUAUGAAAAGAUGGUACAAAAUACUUUAAAUUCUUGUUUGUUGUUGUUUUUUUCUUUUUCUUCUCCUAAACUGAUUAACACAAUUUUUUGAACUUUUUUCUACAACAUGUAUUAUAUUUAAUGGGAACAAAACACUCUCCUACUUUUAAUACAAUAACAAACAAUUUUGUCUGAAUGUAAACAGGAAAAGAGUAAGAUAAGAAUGGGUAUUUGGCAUAUGCCUGUGCAUUUCAUUUUGUAGUUGAUUUUUGCUCUUCGUUGUACGCCUGUGUUGUGAUUUUUACCCGCAAUUCUGUGAAGUGAAUUGUGUAUUUAUACCUAUACAUGUGUUAUGCCAGUACAGAUUAUGUAUCCUUGAUUUUAUAUGUAUGUUUAUAUAUUACAGUUACACAAAACUUGCGGAAAAUGAACUAAAACUACACGUGUAAUCUGAACAUGUUGUUUACAGCAGUAGGAAAGCAUAAAAGACUACAUGAUGUGAAAAUGUUUACAGUUUUUGUUUGCAUGUAGAAACAAAUCUGUAUGUAGAUUAUGAACAAGUUAUCUUUUAGAACAAGUGUGCAUUAGUUUGAACCUCAGCUAGACAGUAGAUUAAUCUCUGAAUUCGUAACACAUGCUUGCAUCAUUCCAUUGUGUUCAUGUUUAAGUGUAUAUAUAUAUAGAGAGAGAUAUUAUCAAUGUUGAUAUUUAUUUUGUUAUUUCAGAUUUAGUCUUGGCUUUCUUUCUUUUGCACUGUGAGGUCCGUGUUAGCUGUUUCGGGAGACAAUUCUCACCAAUCUGCUCAGUCAUUUUUGUAGUGCAAGCAAUUUUCACUUUUUUUUGUUAUUCUUUUUUAUAUAAAACCCCCCGAUCUAUAAUAGUUUCCUACAAAAUUUCAUUCCGUAGGUUUUUUUGUUUUGUUUAUUGUUUGUUUUACUAGUGUAAGAAUGUUAAAGCAUGGGAAAAAGCAAAAUAACAUGUAUAAUUAGAUAUUGUCAUAGUGGAUGUCAUGGUAUGCCUAAUUUGAAGACAAUCAUGAACUGGAUUUUUUAAUAAAGGUUACCCCCUUAACUCCCUACUCCCAAUGAACAAGUUAGUCAGCAGGUAUUGCUUUCAUUACAAAAAUUUGAUUUGGAAAUUUUGUAAUAUAACUAUGAUAUUUUUUAUAAUUAGAGUUUGCCAUUGUAAUUCAAAUUGUCACUGCUUCAGGAUAAUGCCCUUUCUCUUUUUCUUUUGGAAGGAAUUGCACAAUCAGCUCAUUUCUUGUUCCAAGGGCAAUUUCAGUUUAUGGAUACAUAUAUAUAUAUACCUCAGUUUUCACCAUCACUAUUCCGUUUUGUCAUUCUCAGUAAACAAGAAGAUAUUCAAUUUCAUGGGCAGUAAACCACCAUUGCAGUGUACAUUGGAUGGUAUAUAAAUUGCUUUUGUCAUAAGUUUGAUUGACCGGCUUUUAAUGUUUUUUUAAAGCAUUUUCUGUCGUACAAAUAACUACACUGAACAUAAAUAUACAGAGUUUCAAUUGUAGAAAUGUAAAGAGAACUUUCAUCUGCUGUUGGUUUUUACUUCUGUUACAGUGGUAUGGCAUCUUUUGUCGUUUUUUUAAAGUUAUAAAUAUUUGUAUCUUCAAUGGUCAGAAUUAUUUAUGUGCAUCAUAACAAACAUGUUGUUUAUGUUUUAUAAAUAUUAAUGAAAAA